AAAGUUACGCCUCCAAGGGCAUUAUCCUUUGGACGAGACAGGUUUAUAACACUAUAUCGUGAGGUGUUGCUGAUAUCAGACUCCAAGUGAAAAGGACCUAAGAUACGCACCUGAAGGAUGGCGGACCAACAGAACGAGGUGCUCAUUCAGCACGCUCCCAGCCAGGAGACUGUCGAGGCAGCCCCAAGGAGUGGAUCCAAUGCCAAGGCGCUCAAGGCGGCCGGUUUCACUCUGCUCGCAUGCCUGCUCAUUGCUGGCCAGGCCCUCACCGUUUACUUUGUCCUCGGCCAGAAUAAGCACAUCACUGACCUGGAGCAGACACAGCAAAACCUGAAGCAAGUACUGACACGCAAAGCUGUAGUUCCUGCCAAGAUGCACUUGCCUAUGAGCAGCCUGCCUCUGCUCAAAGAUUUCUCAGAGGAGGACCAGGGUCAGGGCCAGAAAUCAGGAGGGAGAAAGAGAGUUCCACUAACCAGACUGCAGUCUUCCACUGUUAUGAAUCAGAAGGAAGGAAGUGGUGUUGUGGAAGAUCAGACUUUUCCUAGAAGGAUGAUGAGCAUCCCAAUGGGUGGUAUGCCCUUAAUGCCAGAAGCCAAGGUUCCUGUGCCAGCUGAAGAACUUGGAAGCAAAUGUCUCUUGGAGGCAAGCAAGGUGAUACAGCCUGGCGUUUACAGGCCACAGUGUGAUGAGCAGGGCAACUACCUGCCUAUGCAGUGCUGGCAUAGCACUGGCUACUGCUGGUGUGUGGACAAGGACGGACACGAGAUCGGGGGCACCAGGAUUCGUGGCAGACCUCAGUGUGAUGGAGGUGAUGUGAACGCUGCAUUUUUGGACAACAUGGAUUAAGGAGAUAAUGACAGCUAAAGAUGCUUAACAGCUUUUUUCCAACAUCUUCUUGUUUGUUUGUUUGAUGCUGGAACAGUAACAGCACAAGUUGUCUUUUAAAUCAAAUGUAAUAUUUCUGCUCUUGUUAAAAUGCACGAGUAUGAAUUUGAUUGUUGAGCAUAACGAUAAGUGAAUCAUCUGUCUCUGGUCUUAGGUGAUUAGUGCUUGGUAAAAUUCUGACAUUUUUCUCUUUUUCAUGCAGUUAUAAAGCAUUUUGAAAGCAUCCACUAGAUCGAUGUUAUCUUUCUCAACAGUGUAUAUACAUGAGAUGGUAUUUUCAACUUUUCCCUGUCCGACCCUAAUGUAAAACAUAACAAAUAAAAGUUUGGAUGAUACAAUACACACCCACACAAACAAAUAUACAAUACGCACAACACAACAUGCUUCUUUUGCGAUAUUAUCAAGAGUGCUACAAAAAACUUUUUCAUGCUCUAAUUGUACUACUGUUUACCCUCUUCCUUGUUAUUUAACAACAUUUCACAAAGGUGAAGUUUUGUUAAAGAAGG
Chanos chanos (milkfish) is the source of this 1391-nucleotide messenger RNA. It is a transcript of the gene cd74a, whose product is annotated as CD74 molecule, major histocompatibility complex, class II invariant chain a. Gene Ontology annotation, cellular component: membrane. Gene Ontology annotation, biological process: immune response; intracellular protein transport; antigen processing and presentation. The transcript has 8 exons. Bases 118 to 846 code for a protein of 242 amino acids. The record is from RefSeq and is a predicted model, not a curated record. Lineage: Eukaryota; Metazoa; Chordata; Actinopteri; Gonorynchiformes; Chanidae. Gene Ontology annotation, molecular function: MHC class II protein binding; macrophage migration inhibitory factor binding.